Molecule: messenger RNA, 1907 nt
Organism: Ziziphus jujuba (common jujube)
Lineage: Eukaryota; Viridiplantae; Streptophyta; Magnoliopsida; Rosales; Rhamnaceae
Product: iridoid oxidase
Exons: 2
Coding region: 150-1703 (517 amino acids)
Molecular function (GO): iron ion binding; heme binding; monooxygenase activity
Source: RefSeq, a predicted model, not a curated record
AUAUAUAGACUCCAAAACUUAUUUCAUAUUUUAUUUUUGGUAAAGUUAAUUGAAGAAGAAAACAUAAAAAAGUGAUAGUGCUACAAUGAGUAAGUGAGCUGCAUAUAUGUACAAUAACCACGAGAGACCUCAUCAAUCUCAAAAAUAUUAUGGAGUUCAGUUUCAGUUUCCUAUUUUCGUCUGUCCUUUUAUUGUUACCACUUCUUCUACUCCUUCCGUUGAGGUCAGUUAUUAUACAUUCACGAAAAGAAACCAAACAGCGACCUCCUGGUCCCAAAGGAUGGCCAGUAAUCGGAAACAUACUGGACCUUGGAGCCAUGCCUCACCAGACUCUCUUCAACCUCCGAACCAGGUACGGUCCUGAUCUUCUUUGGCUAAAGCUCGGAUCUAUGAACACCAUGGUGGUCCAGUCGGCUAAAGCAGCCGAGCAACUCUUGAAGAACCAGGACACUUCUUUCUGUGACCGAAAGUGUCCUCAUGCAUUAACAUCCCACAACUACAAAGACGGCACAAUCGCCUUCGGUCGCUACGGCUCGUACUGGCGGGUGCUUCGUCGCCUUUGCACCAUGGAGUUCCUCGUCAACAAGCGCAUCAACGACAUGGCUCCCGUAAGACGCAAAUGCGUGGAUGCCAUGAUUCAGUUCAUGGAAGAGGAUUCGGCCGCCGCACUUGCGAGAGGAGAAUCGGGCGCUGUCAACUUGGCUCACUAUCUGUUCCUGAUGGGAUUCAACGUGGUUGGGAACCUUGUGUUUUCAAAGGAUCUAUUGGAUCCCAACUGUGAAGAAGGGAAAGAGUUAUUUGAUGCGGUAGACAAGAUCAUGGAGUUCAUGGGAAAGCCAAACUUGGCUGAUUUUCUACCUUUCUUGAAAUGGUUGGACCCUCAGGGGGUUAAGAGAAACAUGACGAAACAUAUGGCGAAGGCUUUGGAAAUUGCUGGAAGGUUUUUGAAAGAAAGAGUUGAGGAGCACAGGUUAGGGAAACGAAGAGCCACAAAGGACUUCUUGGAGGUGUUGUUGGAGUAUGAAAGCGAUGGAAAAGACGGUCAGCCUGAUAAGAUCUCCAAUCAAAAUAUCAGCAUAAUUUUACUGGAAAUGUUUAUGGCUGGAUCGGAAACAACAAGCAGCACAAUUGAAUGGGCAAUGACAGAGCUUUCCCGCAGUCCGGAAUCAAUGCGAAAAGCGAAACAAGAGCUUAAUCAGGUCAUUGGACCUAACAGGGUGGUGGAAGAAAGUGACAUAGACGAUCUGCCAUAUCUACAAGCUGUGGUGAAGGAGUCCAUGAGGUUACAUCCUGCAGUUCCAUUACUGAUUCCUCGAAAUGCAAUAGAAGAUACCAACUUCAUGGGGUAUGUGAUACCCAAAGAUACUCAAAUUUUUGUGAAUGUGUGGGGAAUUGGAAGAGAUCCAGGAUCAUGGGAUGAGCCAUUGUGUUUCAAGCCUGAGAGAUUUAUAGGGUCAAAUAUUGAAUACAAGGGGCAAAACUUUGAGCUUCUUCCAUUCGGAUCUGGGAGAAGAAUUUGCGUGGGAAUUUCACUAGCUCACCGUGUGGUUCAUCUUGCUCUGGCCUCCCUCCUCCAUACUUUUGAUUGGGAUUUCGAUUCUGAUCAAGCUAAUUUAGACACGAGCGAGAGGGUUGGGAUCACUCUGAGAAAGUUAAUACCCCUUCAAGCAAUACCCAGGAAGCGAAAUCGAGGGAAUGACUAAUGGAGAAAUUAAGUAUGAAUAUGAAUAUCGUGAUUAUAAUAAUGUGUAUGUCCAUGUGGUGCAUAAUUUGUUAGUUAAAUUGUAUGCACGCCUUUCAGGAAAGGCAACUUGGUCCGAAAAUCCAUUGGUUUUGGGAACAACUUAUUCAUGCAUAAUGAAGUAAUUACUAGUCUUUUUGAACUACUGUAUUUUGGCUUAGAGCCU